Aspergillus aculeatinus CBS 121060 is the source of this 1595-nucleotide messenger RNA. Its product is annotated as putative MFS transporter. Gene Ontology annotation, molecular function: transmembrane transporter activity. The transcript is spliced from 8 exons. Gene Ontology annotation, cellular component: plasma membrane. The record is from RefSeq and is a predicted model, not a curated record. NCBI's taxonomy places the organism in Eukaryota, Fungi, Ascomycota, Eurotiomycetes, Eurotiales, Aspergillaceae. Bases 1 to 1419 code for a protein of 472 amino acids. Gene Ontology annotation, biological process: transmembrane transport.
AUGAAGACCGAGGAGCAGAUCCAGACGUCCGCCGCGGGCCUGCCCCGGCUGACUUCCACGACCGAGCGCAAAUUGAUGGCCAAGAUUGACUGGCACAUCGUCCCAUGCCUGUGCAUAAUGUAUUUGCUGGCUUUCUUGGAUCGGGUGAACAUCAGUAACGCUGCGGUGCUCGGACUGCAGAAGGAUCUCAACAUUGUCACCGGCACCAAGUACAACACUGCAUUGACCAUCUUCUUCGUGCCAUAUGUGCUCUUCGAGAUCCCGUCCAACCUGCUGCUCAAGAAGCUGAAGCCGCAUGUGUGGUUGUCCCUGUGCAUGUUCGGUUUCGGCCUCGUCAUGAUCUGUCAAGGAUUGGUGACUAGCUGGGGUGGAUUGGUAACCACGCGCUGGUUCCUGGGCUUCUAUUUGCUCGGUACGUGGUAUAAGCGAAGCGAAGCGCAAAAGCGUUUCAGUUUCUUCUUCGGCUCCACCACCCUGGCGGGUGCCUUUGGUGGCCUCUUAGCUAGCGGUCUCGGAAAGAUGGCUGGCCUACGAGGCUACGGCGGCUGGCGAUGGGUUUUCAUCAUCGAAGGCGUUCUCACGUGCGUGGUUUCCUUCGUAUGGUACUUCAUCAUUCCUGGGUUCCCAGAGGAUGUCAAAUGGAUCAAUGAUGAGGAGCGAAGGUACAUCCAGGCAAAGCUGGCUCAGGAUGUGGGCAAGGCCGGACACAAUGCCCAUAUCGGUUUCCGAGACGUGCUGGAUGUGUUCAAGGACUACAAAAUCUUUAUUGGCGGGUUUAUGUACUUUGGUCAGGUCGUCUCGGCCUAUGGGUAUGCCUACUUUGCACCGUCUAUCAUCAAGACCUAUGGAUACGGAGCCAUCCAAACGCAGCUGUACUCGAUCCCACCAUGGGCGGCCGCCUUCGUCUUCUCAAUGAUCAUUGCGAUUCUAUCCGAUAAAUUCAAGCAUCGGUUUGCAUUCACCUUGGUUCCUAUGUUGGUCACCAUGGCGGGAUACGGGAUCCUCUUGAAUGUCCACGGCGUAGCACAUAGGAACGUUCAGUAUGGCGCUCUUUUCAUGGUCACCUGUGGCACCUACAGCGCAAUGCCCGUGAUUGUCUGCUGGUAUGCUAUGAACCUAGGCGGCCAUCGGCGACGCAGUGUAGGAACAGCAUGGCAGAUAGGGUUUGGGAACAUUGGGGGGUUCAUUUCGACAUAUGCCUUUCUAGCGAAAGAUGCACCUCUCUACCGCAAUGGAUACAUCAUCAGUUUGUCCUUCCAGUGCUUCUCGGCUGCCUGCUGCAUUAUCUACUUCGCAGCGAUCUGGGCUGCAAACAAGCGACGUGACCAGAUUAUGGCCAGUAACACCCCGUCGACACUGCUCGACGACGAGGAAGAAAUCAAGGGUGAUCUGGCAGUGACGUACCGAUACGCGUACUAGAAAAGAUGUCCUUAACAAGCGAGAAUUGCUUGUUGCAAUCUGGGAUAGACAUUUAUCUGGUCAUUUCCACCGACAUCCACGGAGUAGACAGAUAGGGCUAGGGCUUUUGAUUGACUAUGGGAGUAGUGGAGAGCGGUGAGGCGAGGAUAUGGUCUUGCAUGCAGCAUUAUUGACCG